CGGGCGAAGGAGAUCCGCGCGCGGAGGCGGACGAUGAUGUACGCCUGCCGCCAGUGGUCGGAGGGCGUCUGCGGAUACGAUGCGAUCGACGAGGUCGACGAGGUCGAGCCGCACUCGCAUUAUGGCGACGACCCGUCCCCGAACUACGAAGAGCACCAGCGGGACCAACGCGCAGGCGCGCACGCCGCGUCCGGCCUUCUCUUCGACGAAGACGCCCAGCUGCACUUCGCGCUCGCCGACCCAUGCUUCCACACGCCCUCGCUCCCGCCGCUCCCCUCCCGCUCUCGCCCGCUCCCCCACCCGCGCCCGCGCCCCGCCCUGCGCGCGCCGGUGUCUGCGUCCGCGAACACGCUCACGUUCCUCGCGCUCGCGUCUCCCACGACGACUGCGCGCCCCGAGGACUCGGUGCACUUCUUUCCGAUCCCGGCCAACCGCGGCUCGAGCUCCGAUGCGCCCGCGAGCGCGGGGUUCGGCCUGGGGUGGAAGAGGAUCGCGAACAGGCUGGUCGGAGGCGCGCGGUCGCGGUCGCGGCGCGAGUGAACGGCACCGCCCGUGCUGACCUGUCCCCGCCUGCUUUCUUGUCGCCCCGCGCUCGCUGUGUAGAUUUUGGAUCGGCCCGCCUCGGGGCCCUGCGCCGGCACAGGGCACCUUCUUUUCCCUCUGUCACGCUUCUGCUCGCUUCCCCGCCGUCCCGCAGACGCUCAUGUCCGCCCAUCGCCCAUAUCUGUUCAUCAUCUCACCUCAUCUCCACCCUCAUCUUCAUGCUCCUCCAUCGGGCCGUCGCUCGUCAUCCUCCUUCCUUACUUUCUUUUACACGACACGCCCUCUUACGACCGCGAGACGACCCGCACGACCUAUCCCGUCCCGCCAUACCGCGACUGCGGCUGUUGUACCUAAUAUAAUACAUACCCUCCGCCCCCUCCUUUUCUCUCCCCGCCCCCCACGCUCGAUCUCCACAGCAUCCAACACCCGUAUAUACAUGCUCCCCCGUUCCCGUCUCUUUCCCAUCCCGACCGUCUCUCCCGGUCGACGUGUACAUCCCAUCUCCAUCCCCACCUGCAUCCAUACAUCCCAUCCACGUCCUCGCUCUCUGCCCUCUCCUUUGACCUCCCUGCGCUCUUUCACUCUGUGUAUGCGUGUAUCGCGACGGCCCCAUUUGUGCUCAUAUAUCUUCAUCUCCUUUUUUAUUUUCCUUUUCCUUUCUUUGUGCCUGUACAUAUAACGCAGCGGCUGGCGAGCUCGUCAAAAUGCAGCAUCCCACAUCUUCCAUAGACCACGUAUGGCAUGCCCCUGCCGAUGGCCCGUUUAGUCCAGUUCAAUUCAGUUCGAUUUAGUUGGCGCUGCCGCGGUUACUGACGUCUAUGUAUAGUAUAUUCAUACUUGCGGAGCGGUGCUAAUAGAUACGGCGGGGUCGGCAUCUCCACCUCUUCCUCUCCCUGAGCCGUUCUUGGACUGGCAUGCGCGCAGCAUGUGAACGCGGAUGCUUUUGUUGGGCCGUCCAGCCGCUUCCGGCUUGUCGCUCAUCGGGAAAGGGGGCGUAGAUAGCCAGCAGUCGCAAGACGUGAUGAUCAGGAGUCAGGACAGCGACCUGAUCAGAUGGUCGAUGACGGCUUCCCAUCCCAUCCCAAUCCAUCCCAAUACAACAGCGAACGGAAACAUGUCCGGCCUCCUCAAGCAAGUUGCGAGCGCAUACGCGCUAGCCGCAUCGAGCAUGCAUCGAUGCGUCCCCGCAGGUCCCCGCCCGCCUACCUUCUCCUUCCCCGCACGCUCCGGCGGCGCGCAUCCACCCGCGAACCAGACCAACGACCCGACCGACCGAGGGAUGCAUCCUGGCCCCGAAUACCGGAGAACUCGCGGUAGCGCAUCACACGUCGUGUUCGACGAACGGACACCCGCCCGCCCGCCCCCGCAGUGCCUGGGAGCGAUGGAAGUCGCAGGCGGCGGCGUGAGGUCGACCGGUGCGGCGUACCCAGAUGGCUUGCGCCACCUCGAGCGCUCGCAUUCGGCGCGGCAGGUUAGAAAAGGGAUCGGUGAUCCUCGCGAAUUUGCUCGAUGCGGCGUCGAGCUGCCUGCCGCGUCGCGAUCCCCGCACGGCCAGCCGACUGCCCGAAGCAGAGUCCAGAUGCGCGACAUGACAUACGUAGCGAAGCGCGAUGUGCGAUGUGUGUGCGAAGCCGGGCUCGACGGUGACGCGAUGACAGCGGGGAUCUUAGCUUCUCCCGCGUUCGGGUUCCCUCGAGCUCUUCUCCGACUCCUUCGAGCCACUCGGAAUCCUUCUCCGCGCCUUUCGUGGGCCACGUCGAUCCCUCGGACGAGCCGCGUAAUUACGGAGAGCGCGAAGGCGAAGACGUACAGAGGCAUAGAAGUCGAGCGGGUUGACAGCUCGGGCGCAAAUGAGAGGAGAGGAGAGGAGAGGAGAGGAGAGGAGGUGAAGUGCGGAGAGUGCGGGGCUCCUGCGCCACGGUGCUCACGCUGGUUCCACACGCUAGAAGCAGACGUCCGCGUCGAGACUCGGAAACGCGACGGCGCAUGCCGCGCGAGAGAAGACAAGAAGGCGGCCGACAACAGGGGGGGUCGACAACGGGAGAAGGCAAACGAGCGGGAAGCGUUACCGGAUGCGCGCAGUUGGCUGGGGGAUCCGCGCGGGCGAGACACCGGUGGGCCUUCCAGUCGAGAGCCUGGGCGCCUGCAAAGUACAACGGCUUCGGGGCUGCCGUUUUGCGCACCGGAAGUGGGGGUUUGCAUCCUAGUACAUGAAAUGUCCGAGGUCCCCGCCAUCUUGGGACUUCUUGGAAUCGCGGUGGGGAUGCCAAUUCAGCACAUAUUACUGAGGGGUACCGAGUGGGGAGGAGGAAAAGUGGACUUUGAGGAGGGGAUCUGA
Molecule: messenger RNA, 2881 nt
Organism: Heterobasidion irregulare TC 32-1
Lineage: Eukaryota; Fungi; Basidiomycota; Agaricomycetes; Russulales; Bondarzewiaceae
Exons: 9
Coding region: 1481-2881 (466 amino acids)
Source: RefSeq, a predicted model, not a curated record